Messenger RNA from Trypanosoma cruzi, 1257 nucleotides. RefSeq lists its product as uncharacterized. The record is from RefSeq and is a predicted model, not a curated record. The transcript has a single exon. Bases 1 to 1257 code for a protein of 418 amino acids. Lineage: Eukaryota; Euglenozoa; Kinetoplastea; Trypanosomatida; Trypanosomatidae.
AUGAAGUCUAAGGGGGAAAGAGCGCCAUCAGAGGCGGCGCACUGCAUUUCCGUGUUGCUGGAUAUUUUGAAAAGUUUAGAGUUGUUUCUGCGACAACUUCGUGAGCUGGAAAGCCAGCGGCACGAGGAGAUUAGAAUUGCGCUGGAGAAAAAGAUGGAGGCAGCGCUGAAUGAGCGUCUUCCUAGACCCAUACAGCAGUUAUGGCACGAGAUUUGUGGGGCUUUUGCAUCGGCCGUGUCCCCGCACGGCGUGAACUGCGCAGUUCGGGAGGGACUUUGGGAUGAAUUGGCCCAUCAGUGCGUCCAGCUCCCCUUUUUUAGGUCGAUUUACGAAUACGCCGUGGCUACACUUUCGGAGCGGACACUGGCAGCUGAGAGUCACACGGUCACAAACUACCACUGUAUUGAGUGGUUGUUGAAGGAACGAGAAAACAUCUGGGCGUCCGCGGAGUGGCAAAUAACAAGUGAGUGGUUGAAAGGUUUUGUGAAACAUUUACUUCUUGCCGCUGCAUAUCGCGAGGAAAGUGAGGGCGUCCACCUGGGUCACUUGGAGAAAAGCGUCGCACUGGCUAAAGAAACCUUUCAAGAGUUCAGCGCACAAGGGAAGCAAAAAUACUCCCGAGGAGUUGACGCGCUCACAUCAGGUGGGAAGUCAGACGAAGAUGCGUUUGAGGUGGAAAGAAUGCGACGAGAGUACUUGAAGUUUUUUCGAGAAUCUUGCAUUGGUGUAGCGGGUGAUCUUCUCUCUCUUGUAAGGCAGAAGGAUGUAUCGCAGUCAUCCUCUCCGGGCAACUGUCAUGUGGAGGUGGAGAAGAAGACAAGUGAAGGUGAGGGGAGAAUGGGGGCUGCGGCUGUCAGUGAUAGUGACGGUGAUGCGGGGAUAUUGUCAUCCUCUCCUCUGAUAGCGGGUGAAGAUCGGUGGGUUUUCUUUCGCGUCCGCCCAAACGACAGCCCAACACUUACCGUUGAUGAAGUUGCAUGUCAAGUAUCCGCUUUUUAUGAGAUAUACAAUACCGCCAAGUCCCCUAUGGCAGCCGUGCUUGCGGAAGGAUAUGGUGACGAUUAUGCGGAACUCUUUGAUGCCUUGGAGUGUCGCUACUUCAUUCCUAAAAAGUCAAUUGCGUCCGUGCAACCAGAAGUGGUGAUUGACGUUUUUGAAAAUCUACCAGUUGAACGGAGAGUUCAUUUUCAUGGAGAACCGGCGGUUAAGACAGUAGUUGGGAGUGAUACUCGUGACCCUGGCUGCUUUGUCAUGUGA